AGGAUGAAUUUUUGGUCUUGGCUCCUGAGUCACCAGAUGGUUAUGAAAGAAAGUCACUCUUCCCUCCUCCCUUUGGCUCCACCCCCCUCCCAGGCACUAAGCAACAAGAAAACACAGAAGGGAUUUGUUCAAAGCUGCAAAAGAACUUUCAGCCCUCCAGGCAAGGUGAUGGCUCCGAAGCCCCAAAAGAAAAAGAAAGCACAGCCAGCCAGGUCCAAGCUCACAGCUUCAAGGGCCACUGCCCAGGACACCGUGGAAUCCGGGCCAGACAAUGCCUUGCUGCUGCCAGUACAACAGGAAUAUGAGAGCGUUUGCCGAAACCUGGAGGAUUUGAGAGGGAGGAGGGCACAGCUGAGGGCACAAUAUGAGUUCCUCCAGCAAGAGGCACAAGACCUCCAGAAUGAGAGCCAGGAGUUUGCCGGCUACCUAGCCAAGCGAGCCCGAAGGCGCCAGGGUGUGGUGGUUUCUCUAAGUGAAGAGAACCAGGAGUUGCUGCGCCAAAUCCAGCAGCAGCACCAAGAAGUGAUUGCCCGUUCUCAGGAGCAAGAGGCAGCUCUGCGGGAACAGCUGCUCCAGAAAGAAGCUGAGCUGGCCCGUCUCAGCUCUGAAUUGGAGGGACUGCGUGAGGUGCAAGCCCUGAAGCAACAGCAGACCUCCUACAUUCGGCAGCUGCAGAAGGAGUUGGCGGCUGCGCAGGAGCAGCAUAUGCAGCACCUGGAGGCAGCCAAGAUACGAGCCUUGAGAGAGAAGAUCGCCCAGGAACAGGAGGCAUGGCAGGAAGUGGAGGGCUUGGCUCAGCAGGUACAACAGUUGGCCUUGCAGUGCCUUCAGGAGCACAGCCAGACAGUUUGCCAGCAGAAUAAGGAGCUGAAGAAGGAGCUGCACCAGCUGGUCCAGCGAGUACAGAAGCUGCAGGAGCAUAAGCACCGAUUGCAGAAACAACUGGAGCAGCUGUGGCGAGAGCAUGGCUGUUUGCAGGACUUGGCCUAUCUGCGUGGCCGGUUGAGUGGUAGAGCUUCUGGCCUUGUGUGGCAGGAGGAGUGAAACGCAACGGCCAGAGAAACUGCAUUCAGCCAAGACAAUUAGGACACUUGACCACUUAACAGAGGGACUGGCACAACAUGAUUAAUUGGUGUGGUUUCUAUUAUUUUUGGAAGGAGGAAUUCAGUUUAUAAACCUCUGCAGUAAUCCAAUUAGAAAGGGACCAAAACGUGAACUGUUAAAGAUGAUUCAAUGGGCAAAGGACUUUGGUUGCAAUAUAAUGCUUGAUCAAUAGGAAAAAAUGUGGAGAAAUGACUACAAUCUGUUUCAAAAUGAUGCAUCCUUAGUACUUAAUGCCCAAGAAAUGGUCAACGAUGUGUAAAGAAAUUUCAAAUGUAUGUUGGAAAUGUAUUUGUGAAAAACGUACUUUCUACCAUCGUUGGUGGAUCUGUGGCAAAACAAAGAAAUAUUGAGACAAAUCUUUAUUUUAAUUCAGAAGGUUCUUAAAAUAAAUAUAAAACUGAAAGAAGAAGUCUUUUGGUUUGCUGGAUAAAGAACUUGAAAAAAAAAGGAACUUUGUUACAAUAUAUGUUGACAGCAGCGAGACUUUUAUUUGCACAAAGAUGGAAAGCUCUAUCAAUUCCCACACUGAUGGAGUUGAGGAGAUGGCAAAAUUGACUGCUUUAAUUAAAAAGAAGAAUUUAUUUAGUUUUUUUUUCCCAUUUGGAAACCACUUCCAGAUUUUACUCUCAAAACAGAAAAUAGAAAUUUUCGAUUUUAAGAUUUGACUUUGUUGUUAUAGAAAUGAUUUGAAUUAAUAGAAAUAUAAAGCAAAAAUUUGAGGUUAUAACUUUUCUUAUAAUAAACACUGAUAAAAAUUAAAGAAAGUGAUUGGAUCACCAACCCCAUUCAUGACUGCUAAGUGAAACCAGCCCUCUCAUUCCUUCACUUAGGAUUCUUCAACCCAAACAUUGACAGAGUACCAAGCAUCCUCCAGGCACACCAGCAGAAUGAACAUCUCCUACCAGGAUAGCAUUGAAAAUAUCCUCAAAUUUAUCCCUGCUAUACAGUUGGAGGAUUAUUGCUUUUCAUCUCCCAUAUGUCAAACAGUAUACAUGCAAGUAUCUCAGUUUCAGAAACCUGCCCUCCAAAACAGUAUCUCAGCUGCUAUUGUCAAUAGAGGACUAGAAAAUGCAUUGACACAGCAUAGGGUGUAUGGUUAGUAUCAACCUUAGGCUUUGCAAAUGUAGCAUAUUUGGCCUAUCGAUGAGACUCUGUAUUUGCAAACUGAAAAAGCGGAUUCAUUCAGAACUCAAGUUAAGCAUGUGUGAAUAUGAGUGGGGAUCAAAUUCCUCUUUCCCAUUAUCAUAGGAGUCAUUUUUAAUGGAAUUCUGCAUUGAUUCAUGUAGCCUAUAUAUACUAAUAGAUUUAAUAGCUCUUUGUUUAGAUUAUUUAGUGUUUAACUUGUUCAUUUAUUUUAUGUUGUCUGAUUAUUCUUUUCCUGAGGCUAAUAAAAUUGUAAUACGAAUCAAUUGGGCUUGACUGAAUACUUUGCCCAAGAGGAUUCGUUCUACUGCAUGACUACAGUUUCACAUUGCCAGAGAAAGACUCGGUAUACAAAGGGAAGGACAGGUUAAUAUGUAAUCCAUGGAGGCUGAGGAAUAAAGCUGACAUAGCAGUCCUGUUGGGGACUGUUUUAAAGGGGAAAGUAAUGCCAGGCCUGCUGAGUGGGGUUAAUGCUUUCAUGACAUGCUGUUCUGAUUUUUAAUUAUCCCAAACAAGGACCUUUCCAAUACCCAUUAUGUGUUUUAGAACUCCUUAACUUGAGGCUAAAUUGUUAUCUGCAAGCAGUCCUGAGUAAAAACCUCUUAAAUUACAUUGGUCUGUCAAGAGAAAUAAUCCCAUUGUAUACUCCCUUGGGAAGCUUUACUAGCAUUACUACAUAUGAUGUAUGACCGUAAUUGGAGUCUGCCAAUUAUGUUUGCAGGCUGUGCUGAUUAUUAAGUGAAGCACUCACGUGAUCGCCUCACUUUAUGGUCCUAAUCCCUGCUUUUGCUGUUGCAGUUAAGCAACUGUGCAGGUUGUUAGGUGGAGCAUGGGGUACCUCAGUGGUGGAGAAGAUUCAGGGAGAUCUAAUGCAUCUUCCCAAUUCACAUGGGGCCUGCUCCCAAAAUGGCGCCCACUUUCAGGGCGGCACCACACGGCUUCUACAUAGAAAGGCCAUGCUGUGGAUUGGCUACUUUCUGAAAGAGAUCUAUAGGAAGAAUGAUUGACCCAUGAUAGAGGGAUGGGGAGAAGGGCGUGAAACACUGUGAGGUGGGAAAAGAAAGGAGUUCCCAAAAAAGCUCCAUCAAUUAAUUACUCAGGAAACCCUUUUGCAUAAUACAAGGGAACUUAAUUUAACCACAAACAAGGCCAGAUCAAUUUUAGUUAAAUGUAAUCACUCACUAGAUGAGUGCAGCUCAUUU
Crotalus tigris (Tiger rattlesnake) is the source of this 3449-nucleotide messenger RNA. Its product is annotated as transcription factor SPT20 homolog. Lineage: Eukaryota; Metazoa; Chordata; Lepidosauria; Squamata; Viperidae. The transcript has 2 exons. The record is from RefSeq and is a predicted model, not a curated record. Bases 4 to 1044 code for a protein of 346 amino acids.